Messenger RNA from Porites evermanni, 441 nucleotides. Lineage: Eukaryota; Metazoa; Cnidaria; Anthozoa; Scleractinia; Poritidae. The record is from the annotation of a GenBank genome assembly.
UUUUCAUCUUCAGCCAAAGAAGCUUUCGACAGUAAAGAGAAGUUCAAAAAAGGCGGCUUUCUCAGUGUCCCGGACGAAUUCUUGGCUAAUUUUCAUCCCGGAAAACCUGCACCGGAGCCAAUUGUUUUGGAAAGGUUAUUGACAAAUUUAAACACAAGCCCUCGAGAUAAUGUUCAUUGUGUUGUGAGUGCUAUUCACGUGUUGGUCAAUACCAUCAUACAUGAACAUGUACGCCUGAAAAAGACGGAAAGUGAAAUGGCUGGUGAGGGUAUCAGUGGAGGAAGAUGUCAACUAUCAAAAGAAUCGGACAAUUCUUUGUAUUGGUAUUGUGGAGCAGGUGUGUGUAGAAUUAAACUGCGGAAGGAGACUUCCCGAAAAAACUGGCGGGGAGAUUUGUCAAAACAGUGGAAACCGGUUAUGGAGCAGGAGUUGGAAAUUUGA